CAUCACGUUCAAAUGAAUCAUCCUCCUGGUCCCACCCCCCAAAGAGAACACUUACCCCGACAAAUGAAUACAGCUUUCUCAACAAGGAGUUCUGCCGCGAGAAGGGGUCCUCGUCAGCUAGCUGACAUCAACGUACUCCGCAAGUCCACGGGCAUAUUGAAAGAUUCUCCCCUCGACAAGCACCUCAUUCACACCUUCAUCUCGUCAACGCUUUCCUUCACAUUGCCAUCUUCACUCUCUUGUCACUGGUCUCCCUCCACCGCCGCACCCAGUUCUCAUAACACACAGAUACCACGACCGCCUCGUGCCAAGUCGCGAUCUGAAUCUGAAUUGUUCAUAAGUCUCUGGACCUUCAUCAAUCCUUCAUCUCGUCGACCACCCUUUCAAAUCAUCUUUCUACUCUUACGUCCACCAAGACGGCAUCAUACUCUUCUAUCAAGACAACCUCGUACUAUCAUCAUUCAGUAUGGCGUCCCUCCCAACCUCAGACUUCCCCAAGUUCAUUGACGGUGAUGUUCUCCUCAUCAUCUCAACAACUCAGUACUACAAGCUCCACUCUCAAGUCUUGCAGGCUCAUUCACCCAUGUUUGCUCAAGAGAUGACGACCAGACCCGGUCCUCGCCUCAACGCACAGGCUCGUCGUGAGAAUGCUGCUGCGUAUCGCUUCGAGCUUGUCAAGAAACCUGGUGAUGAUGAGGAUCCCGGUCAAUUCUUGCGCAUCGACGUCAACGACAAUGGUCGUUCACCUAAAUCCAGCGCCAGCUUGGGUACCCUCCCAGAUAACAACAAUGGAAAGCCGGCAAACAUUAUCAACCAAGCAUGGGAAUGGCUCUUUGGGAUCUUCUACAACCGCGAACCAACAUUCGACGACUCUGGCCUUGCUUCUGUCCUCGCCUGUGUCAUGGCUCUGAUUGAAGUGUCUGAAUCCAUCGGCGCUCUCGAACAUGUCUGCGACAUUGUCGAUCUGGCACUCAUGCGUCAAGACACCGUCCUCUGGUCUGCCGUCAUGGGUGAUCCAAAUGUCUGGAUCGAGCUUGGUCGUCGUGUCCGCUCUCCUGCCAUCUACCGCGAAGCCGCAAUCCACCUUGUCGGUCAAUGGGACGUUCUUUCCGAAGACAAGAAAUCACGCAUCGGUGCAGAUAUCCGUGAGAUUCUCCAGCGCAAGGCCGACGAGCUUGCUCUCGCCAAAGAAGCUAUUGAACUUCGCAUUCUCGGUCAUUACCCGCAGUUCAUGACUCGCACUGCCAGCUCCAAGCCCGGUCGUCCAACCUACUCGGCCGACAUCUACAUGUGGAUGUGCGUCUCUUUCUUCCGCCAGUGGUUCGCCCAGGGCAUUUCUGACGAUCGCACUCGUCGCGCUCCAGACGGUGGACUAAACUUCUACGCCGCUCUCCACGAAGGUGGCGGCGCGUACCUGACUCACAUGGACUUCAAGACGUUUCAUCAAUUCUUCCCAAUGUCUAUCAAGGCGUGCCACGUCUUGGAGGCGAAUAUGGGUGUUUUGAAGGAAGAUAUCAAGCAGUUCGUCGGCGAUCUCAUGACUGAGCGUACCCAUCUCAAGCGCGCCGAGCAUGAGAUCGGCUGGUUGACCUGCGCCAAGAUUGAGAAGGAGGACCUCCCUUGGGCCAACGACGUUCGGGGCCAUCGUGCGCAGGACGGCCUCGAGCAGGUCUACGCGGGUAUGGAGGCCGAGCAGGCGAUGGAUCACGAGCAGACGCCUCCUCGUCCGAAGAAGCGGGCUAGGAUGUUCGUGGAGGAGGACGAGGACGAAGAUGACGAUGAGGGCAUGUUUGUUCCGCAGGAUGGCGUCGAUGUCAUGGACGAGGAUGGCGAGUAGUGAUU
Molecule: messenger RNA, 1842 nt
Organism: Exophiala viscosa
Lineage: Eukaryota; Fungi; Ascomycota; Eurotiomycetes; Chaetothyriales; Herpotrichiellaceae
Exons: 2
Coding region: 467-1837 (456 amino acids)
Source: RefSeq, a predicted model, not a curated record